Ruditapes philippinarum (Manila clam) is the source of this 1820-nucleotide messenger RNA. RefSeq lists its product as uncharacterized. Lineage: Eukaryota; Metazoa; Mollusca; Bivalvia; Venerida; Veneridae. The transcript is spliced from 2 exons. The record is from RefSeq and is a predicted model, not a curated record. Bases 37 to 1716 code for a protein of 559 amino acids. Gene Ontology annotation, molecular function: zinc ion binding.
ACAAAUUACUUUUAAUGUAAAUCUGUGUCAAGGAAAAUGGCCGCCAUUUCGGGGAGUGAGAUGGAAAAUCUGUCGGAUGAAACAUUUCAGUUAUUAUGUUCACCCUGUAAACGCAAGGGGAGGAAUAAAGAAGCGGACAAAUACUGUACCGACUGUCAUGAUUAUUACUGCUCAGAGUGUGUGAAAUUCCAUGAGGAUAUCCCAGCCCUUUCCGGACAUAAUAUCCUUGAUAAAAGUCAGGUUAAACAAGAAACAAGGGUAGGUUUACCUGUAGCACCAACGGAAAAAUGCGAGAGACAUAGGUUUAAACCUGUUGACAUGUAUUGUCGAAAUCAUGAUGACGUUGGUUGUUCAACGUGUAUGGCAGUAGAUCACAGGUCAUGCAACGAUAUCUUCGAUGUUCCAGAGUUUGUUCAAAUAAACCAAUCACAAGCACAGACAAAGAAACCACUUGCAGAUCUAUCCGUAGAAAACGCCAAUUUGAAGAAAAUGCUAGAAACUCGUAUAAAUGAAAGGGAGAGUUUGAUGAACGACAAACAAAAGGCAUUGCUAAAAUUGAAAGAUUUCAGAAGGGAAAUUGAAAUGAAGCUGGAUAAGCAUGAGCAAACAAGUAUCGAACAAAUCGAGAGUAAAUAUAAUGUCAUUGAUGAGAAAAUAAAUGCUGAAAUAAAGGUCUUAGAAACUGUACAGAAAGAUGUUGAACAUGCUGAGGAUAGAAUGGUGUCAUGUGAUGAUGAUAAUAAUAUAUCCCAAGCAUUCGUCUCUUCUAAAAUCGGUAAACGAGCUAUUGGUGCUGCCAUAAAAUGUCGAGAAGAAAAAGCAACUGUAAAGCAUGUUAAAGAUUUCGAGUUCAAGAGAAAUGAAAAUAUAAUAAUCUGCCUGAAUGAAACGGAAAAUCUUGGUAAUAUAUGUCAAUCCAAUGAAAUCUACAAAGUAAAGAAGAAGAGAACAUUUAAUGUUAGACAUCAAUCUGACACACAAACAUGUUAUAUAUACAGUGCAUGUGAACUUGGUGAUGGGUCUAUAAUUCUUGCUGAUAACAAAAAUAAGAAUUUGAAACGUAUUGACAGUAAAUUCACUAACAAAGAUGUUUGUGAAUUACCACAAUCACCAUAUCAGAUUUGUACAGUCAAUACACAUGAUGUAGCUGCCAUAAGGUUCGGAGGAAAAACUAUAUAUUUUGUUUCUUUUGCCAAAGAGCCAAGACGCACUAAAGAAAUAAACAUUGAUCAUGAAAGUUAUGGUAUUGCGUACGCGGUGAACAAUUUAUACCUUGUUGAUUCUCGGAAAACUGUUUUCGUUUACGAUAUGAAUGGUACAAAGCUUAAACAAUUCACAAACGAUCAGACAGGGCAGCCUUUGUUUAAUGAUAUAUACAGCAUGACUGUAAGUACUGAUGGUAGCAGGAUCUAUGUUGCUGAUGCCACAUUUGCAAUUGUUGCUCUUAAAGAGGAUGGUACUCUACAAGGAAAGUAUAACUGUGAUGAACUCAGUCAUGUAAGACGCGUCUGUACUGCUGAAAAUGGGAAUAUUCUUGCCUGUGGAUAUGACAAUAAUUGCAUUUUACAGUUCACUAAGGAUGGGGAGAAGCUGGGAAAUGUUUUGUCCUCAGAUGAUACAAAAGUAGGAUGUCGAUCUAUAUUUUAUCAUCAUAAGAAUAAUGAGCUUGUAGUUGGUCGAUAUGAUGACAACAUGGACAUCUACGAACUCAUUUGAAAACAUUAGGUACUUGUGAUAGCCUGUAAAAUAUGUUGUAUUGUUAAAACUAUGUAUGCUAUGUAGACUGUUACAUCUGUUUACAUUUUGAAAGAAAGUACUUG